AUGAAGCCGCACGGCCGGGCGCAAGCGGAAGACGGCCGAAUGGAUGCCAGGCGGCGGACGGCCAAGCAGAACAACCCGGCGUCCAGCUUCAGCUUUUGCCGCGCCUCCCUGGAUCACACGCUGUCGGCUGAAGAGCUGAGCUACCAGCUGCCACGGCGCUCUGGAGGCAGCAACCUGACCUGGCAUGACGGCCGUAGCCAGAAGACAGCACACACGCGCACCGUCAAACUGCUGCAACAGCCUGGCACAGAGGACAUCCAGAUGCAACUCCAUCCAGGUGAAGCAUUCACCGUGUACCACACCAGCCCAACGUUGUCCAGUCUGUCCAAACCUGUGGUGCUGUGGUCUCAGCAGGAUGUCUGCAAGUGGCUUAAGAAAUACUGUCCUCACAACUACCUGACCUAUGUAGAAGCCUUCUCUCAUCACGCCAUCACAGGACGGGCCUUACUGCGUUUGAACGGAGAGAAGCUCCAGAGGAUGGGAAUCGUACAAGACACACUAAGACAGGAGGUUCUCCAACAAGUCCUCCAGCUGCAGGUCAGAGAAGAGGUCCGGAACCUUCAGCUCCUCAGUCGAACCUCCUUUGGAAACUUUUCUUAG
This is a messenger RNA of Nerophis lumbriciformis (worm pipefish), 600 nucleotides long. Lineage: Eukaryota; Metazoa; Chordata; Actinopteri; Syngnathiformes; Syngnathidae. The record is from RefSeq and is a predicted model, not a curated record.